This is a messenger RNA of Schistosoma rodhaini, 949 nucleotides long. Lineage: Eukaryota; Metazoa; Platyhelminthes; Trematoda; Strigeidida; Schistosomatidae. The record is from the annotation of a GenBank genome assembly.
CAUUUAUUUUUCAAUAUCACUUUUUAGUCAAGGAUUUUCACUUUAAGUCUUCAACUAGAUUCCAAUUAGACAAUUUAGAUAAACAAGAUUUCAAUGAAUUACUAUCAUAUUGGAUAAUGUUAUAAUAUAAUUUACACCAAUAAUAUAUAACUGAAUCGUCUUAUUAUAUGAUUGGUCAAAUUCAAGGUCAUAGCUUGAUGUGCUAUAUUUGAAUAUAUGCUCAGUUUAUUACUCACCCCUCUUCCAAAAAUUUACAAAUAUUUUAUAUCCAAUUCAUUAUUAUUGAAUCUAAUUCUUAUUCAUUUAGUUGUUGAAUUUAAUUUAUCAGAGAAUUCUUAACAUACCUAAUACGUUUAAACUUUGAAACAUACCCUAUUGUCAGUUGUUCUGUUGAAUAAAUAUAUUAUUUACGAAAUAUCCAAUUAAUAUGAAUAAUUAUUGGUUUCAACUCUUCUGUUGUAUGAUUAUUGGAUUUCUAAUACUAACUAGUCAUACUAGUUGCAUGGACUCUGAUAAUGAUCCUUCAGAUAUCAGUGCAGAUAAACGCUUUCUGUUAGCUUUACCAUCACCCAAAAGGUUAAGCCAACCUUCAUAUUCGUUUAACCGUUACAGACGUCCAAUGUAUGGAUAUGGCUAUAGACCAGAUUAUAUUGAUGCUGAUGAAGAUUUAUUCAAUGAAGAUAAAAGAUUUCUACUUGGUCUACCGCCUAAAGUUGAACAUAAACGUUUUCUACUUGGUUUACCACCAUCACUUAGACAACAUAAAAGGUUCAUUUUAGGGCUACCAGCACCAACUAGAUUUCAUUCGUAAUUGAAGAUAGUUUUAAACACGUGAACACUUACACACAUAUGCAUACAAAACAUUUCACCAGACAUAUAUGUAUUCAUUAUAUAACAUGUCUGAAUAAUAAAUUAUAAAGAGGAAGUUUUGUUUUAUAUGAAUGGUAAA